UGGGGGCGGGUCUUCUGUAAACAGGAAGUGUGACGUCAGAUUUGUUUUGGAAAAACGAAUUUAGGAAACAGCGACGGAAGAAUGGAGCAAAACCCUGAAGAUUGUAAGCUAAUAUUUGAGAAGGAGGGGGUGUACCUGCACACAAAUGCCAAGAGGAGCAACCAGGACACCACCAUCCCAGGGUUCAUCCGCAUUGUAGAGCGGGCUGGACUACCAGCUUUAGAGUGGAGCCCACUGGAGGAUGAAGGUCGCACUGCCCCUGCUGUACUCUACACCAAAAAGGAUGGAGAAGGAGGGGAGGAGGAUACAAACUUUGACCCCGGGUAUGAACCAGACUGGGCUGUUAUCAGCACCGUGAAGAAGGAUCGAGAACACGUCCCAGUCAAAGACUCAGGUCAGUGGUCGUUCUCUCUGCCUCUCUCAGAGCUCUACUCUCUCCGGAGGGCCCGCUUCUCCUUGGGUCGAAACUUCCUGGUGUUGACUAGUAGAGGGGGCCACCCUCUGCCUCCUCUGCACUUCCACAGAGGAGGAACCAGAGAACUGCUGAGGGCCCUGCAACGUUACAUCAUCCUGGACCAGUCACCGGUUGACGGACGGCUCUUCCUCGCUUACCCUCAUGACUCCGGCGCUCUGUCUCAGUCCUUCGACAAGCUGCAGCUCCUCGAUGACGGAGGCUCUGAUCUCGUCUCGAGAUUUAUCCAAGACCCCUAUGCGACUACGUUCGGCGGAUUCUCCAAAGUCACAAAUUUCUUCAGGGCUGCCAUCCGACCUCCGGAUUCCCCGCUUCACCCGCGUUCUGCUCAGGAUCCUACUAUGCCUCCGCAGGCUGAUGAAGAGCCCGGCUUUGAACUCAUCACCUGUGGGGUGGAGCUUGGCCCCAGACCAGAUGUAACCAGGGGGCCACCUCUGGACAAAUGGGAGGUGUUCUUCGACCCUGAGGGUCGGGUGAAGAACCCUGACAGAAUCAAAGAGCUCGUGUUCAGAGGGGGUAUCACACCAUCACUAAGGAAAGAGGCCUGGAAGUUCCUCCUGGGCUUCUAUCCGUGGAACAGCACUACCAAAGAAAGGGAGGAAAUUCUGCGGGUCAAAACGGAUGAGUACUUCAGGAUGAAGGUGCAGUGGAAGUCGGUCAGCGAAGAGCAGGAGAUGAGGAACUCUCUCCUCAGAGGGUACCGCAGCCUGAUAGAGAGGGACGUCAGCAGGACGGACAGACACAACACGUUCUUCUCCGGGAACGACAACCCAGGACUGACUCUGCUCCACGAUGUGCUGAUGACAUACUGCAUGUACAACUUUGAUCUUGGUUACGUGCAGGGGAUGAGCGACCUCCUGUCCCCUCUCCUGUUCGUCACCCAGAACGAAGUGGAGUCCUUCUGGUGUCUGACGGGCUUCAUGGAGCUGUUGCACCAGAACUUUGAAGAGUCUCAGGAGGCCAUGAAGCAGCAGCUCCUUCAGCUCAGUAUCCUCCUGAAGGCUCUGGACCCCGAGCUAUGUGACUUCCUGGACUCUCAGGACAGCGGCUCUCUGUGCUUCUGUUUCCGCUGGCUGCUCAUCUGGUUUAAGAGAGAGUUUUCCUUCGAGGACAUCCUCACGUUGUGGGAGGUUCUCUGGACUCGUCUUCCUUGUGACAACUUCCACCUGCUGAUCGCCUGUUCAAUCCUCGAGUCCCAGAGAGGAGAGCUGAUCGGCUCAGACCACGACUUCAACACUAUACUCAAACACAUUAACGAACUGACCAUGAAGUUGGACCUGCAGACUGUCCUGCGUGAAGCGGAGGCCAUCUACCUGCAGCUGGUUCAGUGUAAGGAGCUCCCCCUGAAGGUGCAGGAGGUUCUGGGUCUCUACGUCCCGUCCAGCUCCGAGGAGGAAGAGAGUCCGGACUCACAGGCCACCGAGACGCAGCGCCUCCUCAGCCAAUCCCAGGCAGGAGCUGGAGCUGCUGCUUCGUGUAGCGCGGCGGGCGGUCCUCCCCCCACCUAUCCUUAAAUCUGACUGACAGUCACUCAAGAAACAAUGAAGUACGAAAGCGUGGAAGAUAUUUAUACAUGAAGAAAUAUAUAUUUACUGUAUAUGACCCGGUGAGAGAGGUGGGGAAAAACUUGAUUGGUGAAGACUGUUGUUAGUUUUUGUCAGAGGCAGGGGGCGUUGUUGAGGCUUUUUUUCUUUUAAUGUAUAGCCAUGAAUGUUAUUAUACAAGACAACACUAUAGCUGUGCUUGCAGUGCUCUUUUUCUUUGUGUCUUUUUUUUCGUGAUACGACAUGUCCCGUGUCUUGCCAUCCAUUCAUCUCUCCAUCCUCUUUAUGUUCGAUGCUGCUGUUUCACAUUUUCACCUGUUGUUUAAUAAUUGUAUUUUAUUUUCUCCGCUUAUCACUCGUGUUUUAAAUGUACUUUCGGUGCAUUUUGUUAGUUUCCGUUUGUUUUUGACACCUCUGUCCUCUCGCUGCUGCUCCUGUAAAAGGAAGAAGAUGAAGGACCUUGUUAAUACUGUAUGAUGCCAUUCCAGCCCUAUGCAAAGUUUUUGCAUGCCUUAUAGAUUUCACCUGCAGCAUGGUAAUAUUUUAAGCUUUGUAAUUAUCUGUAAAAUGUCAUAACAUUUUCAUCUGCUGAUUAUUACCAAAUAAACAGUGAAUCUUAAA
Messenger RNA from Thunnus maccoyii (southern bluefin tuna), 2637 nucleotides. It is a transcript of the gene tbc1d17, whose product is annotated as TBC1 domain family, member 17. The record is from RefSeq and is a predicted model, not a curated record. NCBI's taxonomy places the organism in Eukaryota, Metazoa, Chordata, Actinopteri, Scombriformes, Scombridae. The transcript is spliced from 17 exons. Gene Ontology annotation, molecular function: GTPase activator activity. Gene Ontology annotation, biological process: activation of GTPase activity. Bases 82 to 1986 code for a protein of 634 amino acids.